AUGCCAGGCCCGGUAACAAAGAUUUACCUUCAGCACUUCUCCGAGAUUUCGAGGAAGGAGGAAACCUUGGAGGUGCCUUCGGACGUGCUUCUCACCGACCUGGAAGACCGCCUGCGCUGCUUUUCUACAGAUCUGCUUUGGUUCCACCAGGGCCGGCCACUGGAAGCACUUCCCAGGCCCCUGCCACCUCGCCUGGUACUCAAGGAAGGCUUCCCCAGGCAUGACUGGACCUCGUGGAGAACGCCAACUUCGUGGACACUGCCUGCAUCGCUUUGCCCGCAAAGCGCAGCUGCUGUCCAGCUCCGACGGGCCUCACAGAGUCCAGCUGACGUUGGCCUUGUGUGCUGCGGUUUCGAGGACAACACGCGCGGAGAUCGCUGGCUCUUCGCAAGUUCCGAGGUGCUUAGUCGAGCAUUCACUUCCUUCACAUGGAGGCGGCUGGUGCUGCUGCUCUGUGAGAGGUGGGCGCUGCAGCUCUACGGAGGGGCUGCUGCACGGCGAGUGCAGCUCCGGGCGCUGCGCGCUGAUCUGGAAUCGAUCCGGGUGGCUCAUGAUGUCUUGCUGAUGGAGGACGGAGAUGCGGGUGGCUUGUGGCCCUUUGGGGAAGAGUCACGCAAAGAAGCCGAGCUGAUCAUGUCAGCGGAGCUUCACAAGCGUGAGGACUCUGCCAACAGUGACUCCCUGUACAACUUGGCUGUCCUUCUGCUGAUGCAGCCGGUCAAGACAGAGUCGGACCUGCAGCAAGCUUUGGAGCUCCUCCAACGGAGCUUGACGCACACACCCAGCCCUUGGGCACAUCAACUGUGCGAACGGCUCAAAGAGCAGCUGGACGUGGACACCCGGGAGGAUGUCACGCGCCCUUCCCUGGAUCCUGGCUGGAGAUAUAGCAGCUACCAAAAUGACGAGCUGCAGGGGCAGGCAUCCUCCGAAGAGGCGCACAAGCAUGACGAGGGCGACGAAGCGGAUCUCACCCACAAGCCCAUGGUGGCAUUCGAGGAGGCCAUCACGCGCGUGAGAAGCGCCAUGCAGGCGAGUGAAGAUUCUGGCCCUCGACACGAGGAGCCUCGGGCCAGGGUGGAGUUCGCGCGAUCGAGCACAGUGGAGGCCUUGAGCGGCGUCCUGAGAUCGCUGAACCUUCGACGCGACUCCGCCUCCCUGCCUUCCAAGGCGCCCAGAUGUGUGGGUGCUGCGCUUGAGCAGAGACGGCGGCGCCAGCUUCAGCGAGCUUUUCUCGGUUCCAGGCACGGACAUCAUUUCUGUCGCUUGCGACGGCUACCUGUGCUCCUGCACCGUGGAACUGGCACCUCAGAUGCCGUUCCGGAGUCCUCGCCUGCGCCGGUGCCCCCACUGCGCGUCGCGAGCCUGGAGACCGUGCUGCAUUUCAUCUCGGUGCCAGCAGAAGGGAUCCACCAGACGGACCACGAGCUGUGCUCUGUGCUUUGGAUACUUCUGUAUUUUGGCCUGCGGCGGUGCCAUCCUGGUCUUCAAAGGCUGAGGGCGGCUCUCAGCGCGACUCCGGUUCCUGCGUGUCUGCGCAUCGUCCGCCACUUUGGAUACUGCGCCAGCGGCGCCAUGAGUCGAGACUCAAGCAAGAACCUGGAAGAGGUGCUGCUCCAUGGCCUGUCGACCAUCAGGGGGGACGAGUUGGCCGUCACGCGUGGCUUCGCGUCCGACUACGUGGGGGCUGGGCUCUCGGAGGAGGAUCAGCUUUUGGUCCUAGAUCGCCGCAUAAAGCUUCUGGAGAUGCUCUUGGCGACCCCGCCCAAGGUUUAUUUGCAGCAGGGACAUGCGGCGCUGCAGCGGAAUGGCCUGGCAUCCCAGGCGCCGGCCCAAACCCUCAUCCGGCCCUCUGCACAGCGGGGUCGGAAGGCGAAUCUCACACGUGCGGAGAGAGUGGAGCAGCUUCUUUCCAAAAAGAUGCUGCGGCGUGACACGGAGGUCGAUGAGGGUCUGGAAGUGAUCGGUAUUGGUAGCUGA
Molecule: messenger RNA, 1977 nt
Organism: Symbiodinium natans
Lineage: Eukaryota; Dinophyceae; Suessiales; Symbiodiniaceae
Source: the annotation of a GenBank genome assembly